Chenopodium quinoa (quinoa) is the source of this 2896-nucleotide messenger RNA. Its product is annotated as condensin complex subunit 2-like. The transcript has 14 exons. Gene Ontology annotation, molecular function: chromatin binding. Gene Ontology annotation, cellular component: condensin complex. The record is from RefSeq and is a predicted model, not a curated record. NCBI's taxonomy places the organism in Eukaryota, Viridiplantae, Streptophyta, Magnoliopsida, Caryophyllales, Amaranthaceae. Bases 272 to 2335 code for a protein of 687 amino acids. Gene Ontology annotation, biological process: mitotic chromosome condensation.
ACCCUAACUUAUUAGCUUGAAUUCAUUGAUUUCUUAAGUAAAAUUACAAUAUUAACCCUAACUUAUUAGCUGAAAUGACAAUUUUGCCCCUAUAAAAUUAACAUGGACAAAACGACGCCGUAUUACCGACCCAACUCCAUCAUCAUCUUCACAUUCAAACAACACUAAAAAACUAUUCAAUUUCCCCAGAAUUCAAAAACCCCAUCUUCCCCCCUUUUUCUCUCUCCUCUUCAAGAAUACAAAACCAAAAGGCAAAUUCAAAGCUUCAACAAUGGCGGAAACCCUAACUCCAAAUCCACCAUUACAAAAACGAAGAGCUUCAAUUUCUACUCGCUUACAAUCUCCGAAAAGCCCCUUCUUCUUAGGAUCCAACGACGACAAACUUGAACGCGCUCAAGCACGUGCCGCACGCGCCGCCGCUGUUCGCCGUAAAGUCGCCGAAGAUGCUCUUCUCUCUCCUCCUUCUUCUCCUCCCUCGAAUUCUUGCCUUGAUGGUGAUCAAAUUAUGGAGUUGUUUCGUAAUUGCAUCAAGCUCGCCAGUGAAAAUAAAAUCAAUCAGAAGAAUACCUGGGAACUGAAGCUUAUCGAUCAUCUCAGUGAGAUUAUCAAAGUUGAAGAUGAGGAUGAUGCUGAGACCAACUUUCAAAAAGCAAGUUGCACACUGGAAGCUGGGGUGAAGAUAUACGCACUGAGGGUAGAUUCUGUACAUUCCGAAGCAUAUAAAGUCCUUGGUGGAAUCAGUAGAGCUGGUCUUGAAGAUCAACAAGAAACUUUAGCAGGAGACAGUGAAAGCAAUGAGCAAGAUGUUGAUCAGCCCAAAAAGGAGUCAGAGAAGAAGUUAUCACCUCUGUCAACACUGGAAUCAUCUUUUGAGGCUUUGAAUGUCAAGAAGCUUGAUGUUUCUUUUGCUGUGGACCCUCUGUAUCACCAGACAACUGCGCAAUUUGAUGAGGGUGGGGCAAAGGGUCUUCUUCUAAACAACCUUGGAAUUUAUGGAGGGUGCCGAGUACUUUUUGACUCACAAGAAGUCCCAGCAAAGUGCAUUUCUUCUACUAAUGAUACUAAUUCUUCCAAUCUUAUUGACAUCUCUUUUGUUGGCGAUUGCAUUGACCAGAUGGUGACAAACAUGAACACAAAGAAAGAUAUAUGCCCUACUUUUAAUGCGAUAGCGGAGCAGCUUGAUGAUAAUAGUUUGCAACAAAGGCAAUACCAGAGUAGUCAGGACUCUGUAUGUGAUGUUGAUGCAACUGAUGAUGUCACAGUUGAGUUGAAUGGGGGUUCAGAGUUUACGAGCGUUACUGAAGUAGAUGAUGAUAAAGGCUGUGAGCUAGAUGACGGUUCAUAUGAUCAUGCUGAGGCAUGCCCAUUUGAUAAUAAUGAUGAUGCAUACAAUGCUGAUGAAUGUUUUGACAUCAGUGAUCAGCACUUGAAUAAUCAGUAUGAGGAACAAGAAGCUUCUAUGUCUACCGAAUUUGAUGAUUAUGACAGAUUUGACAAUGUUGCUUCCCUUCUUUUGGGGGUUUCUGGAAUUACAUCAACUCAAAAUGCAUGGGCUGGACCUGACCAUUGGAAGUACCGAAAGUCUAAAACUGCAGGUACGGAGAGUGUUACUGCUCAAGACAGUGAAUUGGUUGCUGCAGCCAAGAGGCAGAAAACAAAAAAAGCUUCAGAAGCAGAUAUCAAUUUGACAAAAACUUUGGAUGAAGACUUGCCCGAUAUUUUUGCACCUCCCAAAAAUCCCAAAUCUUUACUGCUUCCUGCCAAAAAAGUGCCUUGCUCCAACAAACUUCCAGAGGAUUGUCAUUACCAUCCUGAGAAUCUUGUGAAAUUGUUUCUUCUUCCAAAUGUGAUGUGCCUUGGGAAGAGAAGACGAAGAAGAGUGACAGAUAAUGAGUCCUGGGAAGAAGGAGGUGGUUUUAGUGGAGCGUUUGCUGCAUGGGACAAUGAAAGUGCUUAUAGUGGCCCAGAUAAUGAUGCUCAUAGUGACAUAGAGGAACAAGAUAUACUGAUCUCCCAACCUCGCCAGGUUAACAAAAUCGAAGUUCAGUAUGAUAAAACAGCAAAGCAAGUUGAUGUACAUUUGCUGAAGGAGACACUUUGGGAUCACAUAGGUGGGUUUGUUCAAGCACCUGAAACGAAUGAUCAUGAAGAGGCCAUAUCAUUCAACCAAGUAUUGGCCACCUUCCCUGAUGAUUGUGGUGCAGCAGCAGCCCGUGACAUAUCCCCUCAUCUAUGUUUUAUCUGCCUUCUGCAUCUGGCCAAUGAGCACGGGUUGAGGAUCGAAGGCUGCACAAAUAUGGAUGACCUAAGUAUACAUCUUCCUGUCUCUUCCUAGGACACAGGUUGUAGCUGAUGUUGCUGAAAUCAAAGCAUACAUUAUGAAGACGUUGGUGUUUUAACAUUUCAGACCUUGUACUUAUUAACCAGUGUGAUAAUUUUAUUUGUACUGUGUAUAGCCGUGCCACAAACAGGCAUCGCUAUAGUCACUGGCAGACAUUAUAAUUAUAGCAGCAGAUGAAUUCCGGUUGUGGUGUCUUUGGUAUAUCAGUUUCUGCUUGAAACAAGUGCAAGAUUUGAUCUCAGCAGCCACGGCCAGAUGUAGUAAACCUGUGGUGUGAAUCUAAUGAGGUAUAGUGACAUUGUAAUUCUUUUGACUGUUGGUGUUGUGACCUAGCUCAAAGCCUGCAAAUGGUGGUGUAUUAUGUAUCUGUAGACUGUAGAUAGCUGAAACAUCAGCGAUUUUCUUUGUAUGUUCAUAUUACAGCAAUGUGUGCGUUUGGAAAAGGGAAUAAUGGGUGUAAUGAUAAAAUUCUGUUCUGCUUCUGCAAAAUGUACUCUAGUCUUAUAUUCAACAUACGCUACCUCUGCUUUACAUUGUGUACUAUACUUGAUUAAU